Molecule: messenger RNA, 4003 nt
Organism: Cynoglossus semilaevis (tongue sole)
Lineage: Eukaryota; Metazoa; Chordata; Actinopteri; Pleuronectiformes; Cynoglossidae
Gene: smpd5
Product: sphingomyelin phosphodiesterase 5
Biological process (GO): sphingomyelin metabolic process
Cellular component (GO): cytoplasm; extracellular region
Molecular function (GO): sphingomyelin phosphodiesterase activity
Source: RefSeq, a predicted model, not a curated record
GCUUUUGAAAAAUCAGAAUCUCCAACCUCUUAAAUGGUAGUCGAAUGAGAACGUGCUGUAGGUUCUUUUCUUCGCCAGUAGAUGGCAGACGCGAUUCAGUUGAGCUGCUACGAAGGGAACUUGGAACCAUAUGGUUUGGAUUUAGUUCAACAACAUAUGAAUAAGACCGAAACGGACGCGCAGGACUUAGCUUUGUAAAUAACAUUUUUAUUUGAAUGAUAUUUGGAAUUUGUAAAAUUUUAGUGUUCCCUGGACGCCUCACCACUAAUUCUUGAAACAACGUUUCAGAACACACUGCCAUUAUUUUCUAUGAGAGGAAUGAACUAUGGAGAAAAUACUAUACACUCGAAGAUAAAGAUGCUUUUGUUGUCCUUGCAUGAGUCACAUGCAGUGGAUUUAAGUGUCUCUUUGCUUAGAAAUAACCACAACGAUUACGUCAAUGUAUAUGCUUAUGCCCACAUCUCCCUCCCUAUAGCAUUCUCUCCUCUAUAUACCGGUAAUGGCGUAUCGCCAGGAGUAAAACAUGAAUAAAAGUUUUUUAGUGUACAAUCUAAAAAGUCAGCAGCAAAAUAGAAGCUUGCUUAUAUUAUAUAUAGUUUUGUUACUGUGUAACAUAACGCUAAAGAUCUGCCAUCAGAGGCCCGUGUACAUUGAUAGCCAAUCGACUCACAUACCUGGACUGAAAACCCCCUUAAGAAUAACCAUUUACAGAGAAUGAGCCUCAGGAAAAAUGCUUCAGGAAACUGAUGUCAAACCUGUUUAAAACUAACAAAGUCAGGAUGGUAUCUACAGUAUAAACAAAGGUACACAACUGGCUUUUAGGAUGUUGAGUUUGUUUUAGUCUGCAAAGUAAGUUAUGUCUGUGUGCAGAAAUGUAGCUUUUAAAAACUACAAAGCCUAUAAAAUACAGGAUAUACUUAUUUUAAUGAAUAAGAAUAAAAGAGAAUAUCAUUGUCAUUAACUGUGUUUACGUUGCUGCAUAUUAUCUUUGCAAGAUACCACGGUGUUGUUGGGAAAUUUCAAUUCAUUCGCUCAAUGUAUCGACAAAACCUGACAAUUGUGAUUCCGAUUGUAAUCGUACAGGAUGACAAUCCACAGACAGGGCAACUCAGGUGAGGUCACGUGACAGGCGGACCGUGCCGACGUGACGUCAUCGUUAGGGUGUGUCUUAGAGACAACGCAGUGAUCCGCUUACAGGAGGCAGAACGGACUGUAUUGAUCUAGAUAUUACGUUAAAAUCCAGAGAUAAUGUUGAUUUCUUAAAAUCCUGUUUGGUCUCUUGAAUUUGUAAGAAAAAGACGUGAUGCAACGCAAACUUCUGGACUUUUCCGGUUGGUUUCACUCUGAGGAAGGACGGAACCUUUUAAAAGACAUUCUGUCUCUUUCUCCAUCUCCAGUGUCUAGGAGUUGAACUCAUGUCAGCGAUGAGUGUCCAGGAAGAAGCCCUAAUGUUUUUAACAGGCAUUGCUGCCUAGAACCAGGUCGGGGUCAUGGCUCUGCAGUUGUCUCCCUUCCCUAACUGCUGUGCCGCAGGCCUCCAUGCUGUGGGUUGGGCUCUCAUCUUGCCCUGUUUUUGGUUUCUUGAUCGCGUCAUUGCUGUGUGUAAGUCCACUACCCUUGAGCAAACCGGGAGGGUGGAGGAGGAUCUGCAUCCCCUCAAGGUCUUCUUUGGGUCUAUUCUUUUUUUUAUUCUUUUUCUGGCCACAGCCCCCUUGGCCUUUCUGGGCUUUCUUCUCUGGGCUCCCCUGCAGGCCUGCCGCAGACCCUUCUACUAUCACUGGGAGGCGCCUUCCUCACCGGAGCAGGAGUCGCACAGAGGCUUUGAACUGGAAGGAAAAGCUUCGUUUGGCUUUGCCACGGCCAAUCUGUGUCUUCUGCCCGACAGCUUGGCUCGCUUCAAUAACCUAGGGCACACCCAGCAUAGGGCCACUGCCAUUGGUCAGCGUGUCAUGCAGGGAGUGUGUCAACCCAAUAUCCAGAUUUUUGUCGACUCCCCCAGCAGCUCCGGGGCUCUCAGCUUGUCCACUGCCACAACCCCCACAGCUGCAGGUAGACACACUCAGAACUUUGUAAACCAAGGAUCAGAUGAAGGAGCUGAUCCUUCAGUCUCAAACCCUGGAAGUCAUGUGAUCUCCGUGGCCUGUGAUGAUGCAGUUGAUUCUCCUUCACCUCUUUUAAAUUCCAAUCAAAACUCAAACCAGGAGGAUGGAGUAAAUCAUCAAACUGCUCCAGGAGCUUUCCCCUCCCAGGGUCUGCACCAGCAGGACCACGUACCCUGGGCAGUUUCUUCAAUGUUUCCUGCCAACGUGGAUAUACUGUGCCUGGAGGAAGUGUUCGACAAGAGGGCAGCGAAGAAACUAACAAAAGCACUGAGACCCCGGUUUGGACACAUACUGUACGACAUUGGUGUGUAUGCCUGCCAGCCGCCAUGCAGAUGUUCCUCUUUCAAGUUCUUCAACAGUGGACUGUUCCUGGCCAGUCGAUUCCCAGUGCUGGAGGCCCAGUACCACUGGUUUCCCAACAGUGGUGGAGAAGAUGCUCUGGCGGCCAAGGGCCUCCUCUCUGCAAAGGUGCUAAUUGGUCAGAAUAAGAAACAGAGGAGAGUGGUUGGCUACUUUAACUGCACACACCUUCACGCACCUGAAGGUCAGGGUGAAAUCCGCUGUGAGCAGCUGAACAUGGUGACCAAGUGGAUUGGGGAUUUUCAAGCUGCCAACAGAGACCCUGAUGAGGAGGUUGUCUUUGACGUGCUCUGUGGGGAUUUGAACUUUGACAACUGCUCACCUGAUGACGCCCUUGAACAGAAUCACUGUCUGUUUGAGGAGUACAAGGAUCCUUGCAGGGCGGGGCCGGGGAAAGAGAAGCCUUGGGUCAUUGGUACUUUACUGGAGCAGCCUACCUUAUAUGAUGAUGAUGUAAACACUCCAGAGAAUCUACAAAGGACCUUGGAAAGCGAAGAGCUUAGAAAGCAGUACAUUUCUCCUCCUGUCCCGGCAGAGGGCUGUCCGUUGGUUUACCCCAGUGUCGGCCAGCCGUGGGUCGGACGUCGAAUCGACUAUAUCUUGUAUCGGGAAAACUCCAUUUCAAAACACUGUCAAACAGAAAUUGAAGAGUUGACCUUCAUCACCCAGCUGGCUGGCCUAACAGACCACAUACCAGUGGGUUUGAGACUGAAUGUAAUAAUGGACCCAGUGCAUGAUGACGUAUAACCACAAUGUGAACACAGCCUUACAUUUAAUCAAAGGGAACUAUAUGUACAAACUAGUUAUUUACCUGGUUUCUGUUCAGGUACUAUCUAUUGUUGACCUACUCGUGAUUUUAAUGAUGUUGUAACGACCACAAAGGUUUUACCUCAGGAUUAUUGAAAUUUUAUUCCAAGAGAAUUUUAAGACUUGGUUUAGCCAUUGUGUUAUUUAUAAUUACAAUUAUAAAUGUUAUUAUACGGAAAAAACAUUCUGCAUGUUUUACUAUGCAAAGUUUAUUAUUUUGUUGCUGCAGAUGAGAGAGAUGUCUCCAAUACUCAGGGUUCAGGUAUGUUCACUGCUCCAAUGGAAUAUUUUUUUCCCUUGGUGUCAUUCUUCCAACUUAAUUUAUGUCUUAAUUUCUUUGUCAGUCAGAGUUGUUCUGUGGCAAUCUCAAUCUCCACGUUACAUUCUUUUUUUCUCACUAUGUGUCUUACACAAGAGUCAAGUGAAUGAGAGCGAGUGCAAGCCUUAUAUUAUAUAGGUUAUAAGAGACAGGCUACAUGACAUUAGCUGUUUCAACAGAUGUUUUUCAGUGACAACAUCUCCUGAAAAAUGACUUGAUUACAUUGUUGGUCAAAUAUUUGCCUUAAUGCUGUCAAAUAAAUGUAUUUGUUGUACUUCAUCUCAGUUUAUGUACUCAUCUAUUUCUUAUGUGAAUUUACUUUGUCCUAUUUUUAAAUUGUUGUCAACAGCAGAAGUGAUGUGAUGGAAGCCUGUGCUUUUCUUAGCCCACAAAUAAUAAAAACUAUUAUAAUAUU